Messenger RNA from Penicillium lagena, 2379 nucleotides. It is a transcript of the gene dppV, whose product is annotated as dipeptidyl peptidase DppV. The record is from RefSeq and is a predicted model, not a curated record. Bases 1 to 2379 code for a protein of 792 amino acids. NCBI's taxonomy places the organism in Eukaryota, Fungi, Ascomycota, Eurotiomycetes, Eurotiales, Aspergillaceae. Gene Ontology annotation, biological process: proteolysis. The transcript has 7 exons. Gene Ontology annotation, molecular function: serine-type endopeptidase activity.
AUGUCUGCUACCGCCAACAAUCCGCCGGCGCGCGCAUUGCGUUAUAUUCCAAGUUUCAAGCACAAUCACACACUAUCAUCGAGGACUUUUCGAGAUUUCAUCUUCAGUGCAUCUGUGUUUAUCGGGGUAUGCAUGUAUCUGGUCGCCAACAUGCGCGCAACACUCGAAUGGCUCGCCUUCGGAUCGGCGGUGGUUUUGGCUGAGUUGAUCGCAGCUCCACGGCGAGGUGAAGCACUCCCUAAUCCAGCAGGCGUGAGUCUUCAUCCUUCCCUACAGGCUUAUACAAUCUGUCUAACCAUUAUCCAGGAGAUCGCACUUUUCGAAACAUCCCAGUACUCAUUCAAAACCCAUUCCUCAACGAAAGGGUGGAGUAUUAUGGAUCUGGAUACUGGGAGUAUCUCGGUUCUUACCGAAGACAGCAAUAUCGCAGAGAUGACCUGGCUAGGGUCGACUCCUUCCGGAGUGCUGUACAUCAACGACACUAACACCGAAAUCCCUGGGGGUGUUGAACUAUGGAUUGCGGAAACGUCUGAUUUCAUCAACUCUCGGUACAAGGCUGCGUCUCUACCGGCAUCGUUUUCGGGGCUGAAGACCGCUGUCGCGGAAUCGGGAGAUAUUCAUUUUCUUGUCCAUGGACAGUCUUAUUCUAACGGCACCGCGUACAACGAGAAGUUGGUGACAGCUUCUCUCAGCUCAGCUCGCAUCUACGAUAGCAUCUACGUGAGGCAUUGGGAUACCUGGCUUACUCCGACUUUCAACGCCGUAUUUUCGGGGGCUUUGAGAAGGACGGACAGCAGGCAACGGGCGACACCACAUUACCGCAUGCGGGAAUCUCUCAAAAAUCUGGUCGCGGGUGUCAAGAACCUUGAAUCUCCGUCUCCCCCAUUCGGCGGCUCGUCUGACUAUGAUAUUUCUCCUAACGGAAAAUUGGUUGCUUUCAAGAGUAAAGCUCCGGAGCUACCGCGUGCCAAUUAUACAGCCUCAUACAUCUACCUCACUUCUCACGAUGGCUCUCAUAAUCCAGUUGCAAUCAAUGGACCGCAUAGUCCAUACCAACCGGCCGGUAUUCGAGGGGAUUCCAGUGGUCCUGCAUUCUCUCCAGACAGCAGUCAGCUUGCAUACUUUCAAAUGGAAGACAUUUCCUACGAGUCGGAUCAUCGCACGCUUUAUGUGUACACCAUUGGCUCGCAGGAGACUAUUCCUAGUGUCGUCAGGGACUGGGAUCGUUCCCCGGACGCAGUCAAAUGGACGAGAGAUGGUCAGAGCCUCAUUGUCAGGUGUGAAGAUAAGGCUCGGAGCCACUUGUUUCACGUACCUGUUGAUGCACCUGAUAGUUUUGUUCCACACAGAUUGACAGAGAAUGAGUGGGUAUCUGCAUACUACAUGCUGCCUGACGGGGAUAUGCUGGUAACUGGAUCAACCAUUUGGAAUUCUUGGAAAGUCUUUAGAACGGACCAAGGAUCCGGUUUCCCAAAGCUGCUAUUCCUGGCAAACGAAGUCGACCCUGCCCUUCGGGGGCUCAGUGCGGCCGAUGUGGAUGAGUUUUACUUCAAAGGAAGCUGGACUGAUAUUCAUUCUUGGAUUAUAUAUCCGGCAAACUUCGACAAGACGAGGUCUUACCCACUACUGCUUUUCGUUCAUGGUGGCCCACAAGGCUCCUGGGGAAAUUCCUGGAGCACGCGAUGGAACUACAAGGUCUUCGCGGACCAGGGUUAUGUGGUGGUUGCACCCAACCCAACGGGCAGCUCAGGGUUUGGGGACAAGCUAACCGAUAUGAUUCAAAACAACUGGGGGGGCUAUCCCUAUGAAGAUCUGGUAAGAUGUUGGGAGUAUGUCCGCGAUAACUUCGAGUUUGUCGACACCGAUCAUGGUGUAGCCGCAGGUGCUAGCUACGGGGGGUUCAUGAUCAAUUGGAUCCAAGGAAAUCCGCUAGGCCGGAAGUUCAAAGCACUGGUCACCCACGACGGAACGUUUGUAGCAGAUGCUAAGAUUUCGACUGAGGAGUUAUGGUUUAUGGAACAUGACUUUAAUGGCACCUUCUGGGCAAACCGAUACAACUAUCGACGAUGGGAUCCAUCUGCUCCAGAGCACAUUCUGCAAUUCAGCACGCCCCAUCUGAUCAUCCACAGCUCAAAGGAUUACCGGCUUCCUGUAGCUGAGGGUCUUAGUCUGUUCAAUGUUUUGCAAGAGCGUGGCGUACCCAGUCGUCUACUCAAUUUCCCGGAUGAGAACCAUUGGGUAACCGACCCUGAGAAUAGUCUUGUAUGGCACCAGCAGGUUCUUGGCUGGCUGAAUAGGUACUCAGGCUUGGAGGAAAGCAAUCCUUCUGCCGUCAGUCUCGAUGAUACUGUUGUUCCGGUCGUGAAUUACAAUCCUUAG